CAGCCAAUGAAAUAAGCAGACCAGACCCAGCUGCUUUUGCAUUGGUGUCCAUGGGAGAACCACCCCCUUUAAGCAGAUCGGAACUGACCAUUUUGUUUUCAAUGGUUAACGGCCUGAGUGAACCAUCUUCAUGUAUCCACCAUCUUUGGUCGUUACCUUCACUAAGAAGUCAUCUGUUAAAAUGGCUAAACUAACGUCUUUGUUUGUAAUCUUAUUGUCUUUUUUUUGUAUUAGUGAAGCUGUUUUCGAAGAUCAAGUUGGAAAAUUUGAUUGGAGACAGCAGUAUGUGGGGAAGACACUCUUUGCCCACUUUGAGUCGAAUACACAGUCAUCUAAAAAGAUGUUUGUCGCCACCGACAAGAAUAUCUUUGCCUCUUUCAACUCCAGGACUGGAGAUCUCCUUUGGAGACAUGUGGACAAGACCGGACCAGAGGGUACCAUAGACAUACUUCUGCUGCAUGGACAAGAUGCUCUGAUGGUGGUUGGAGAUGGUCGUUUGCUCCGUUCCUGGGACACAAACAUUGGCGGGCUGAACUGGGAGGUCGUGCUGGAUACUGGCAGCUUCCAGGCUGCGUGUUUUGUGGCCAUACAGGACACCGUAAAGCUUGUGGCAGUGCUAAAGAAGGCUGCCAUCUCUCUCCACUACUUAUCCAAUGGACACCAGAAAUGGGUGGAGAAUCUGCCUGACAGUGAUGCAGUCCAGUACCAGGCAGUGUACUCUGGGGGAGAAGAGGAGGUCUAUGUGUUGGGGGUGGUUCCUAACUCUCACCUCACUAUCAUAGCCUACAGCCUAGAGGAUGGAGAGAUCAUCAAGCAGAGAUCAGUCGAAGCCUCAUGGCUGUCCAGUGUUGAGUCCAGCUGUGUGGUGGUUGGUCAGGGGGUGCUGAUGUGUGUGGAUCCCGCCACUCUCGCCCUCUACACCCUCCCGAUACAGGCUGAGGAGACUCCAGAGUUCAGCCAGAUCCUACUACAGUCUCUGGAUCUGGAGGUGUCCCCAGGCUUCCAGCCCGUCCUGGUGUCCAGUCAGCCCCACCCGGCCCGCUCCCCCCUCUCAGAGUUCUUUCUCCAGCUCGGACCAGACCACCACGUCCUGCUACAGCUCAAUGCUGAUGGAUACACCAUCGCCCCACUCAGAGACUUCCAGCCGGCGUUCUUAGUCUCAUUUGCCACCACGGGGAAGAAGACUGUUGCUGCCGUCAUGACUCCCAAAAACGAAACGGCUUGCGCCAUCAAUCUGUUCAGCGUUGACUCUGGUCGCAGGUUGUUGGACACCACCGUCCUCUUUCCCCUGGAGCCUAACGGGGGGAAACCACACAUGCUGUACGUCCAUGCCUUCCUGAAGAAAGACGACUCUGUGGGCUACAGGGUCCUAGUGCAGACACAGGACCAUGCUCUCACCUUCAUACAGCAGCCAGGACGUGUGGUAUGGACCAGAGAGGAGGCCCUAGCUGAUGUUGUUACCAUGGAGAUGGUGGACCUGCCACUCACUGGGACCCAGGCCGAGCUGGAGGGGGAGUUUGGCAAGAAAGCUGCCAUUCAAGACGGGUUAUUCCCCAUGGUGCUGAAGCGUCUGUCAUCCCAGGUGACUCUGCUCCAGGCGUGGCUGGCCCACCUGUGGAAGUUGUUCUACGAAGCCCGUAAACCCCGCAGCCAGGUUAAGAACGAGGUCACCAUAGAAACGUUGUCCAGGGAUGAGUUCAACCUGCAGAAGAUGAUGGUUAUGGUCACCGCCUCGGGGAAGCUCUUUGGCAUCGACAGCAAGUCAGGCAGCAUUCUGUGGAAGCACUACCUGGAGAAUGUCCAGCCCAACGCAGCCUUCAAACUGAUAGUUCAGAGGACUACCGCUCACUUCCCACAUCCCCCACAGUGCACUCUGCUCAUCAAGGAUAAGGACACUGGCCUGGCCACCCUGCAUGUGUUCAACCCCAUAUUUGGUAGGAAGAGCCACAUCGCCCUGCCAGCCCUGCCCCGCCCCAUCCUCCAGUCACUCCUACUACCUGUUAUAGACCAGGACUACGCCAAGGUCCUGCUGCUGGUCGACGACCAAUACAAGGUGACAGCCUUCCCGUCCACUAAGAACGUCCUGCAGCAGCUCCAGGAGAUGGCCUCCUCCAUCUUCUUCUACCUGAUCCGCUCAGAGCACGGAAACCUGUCUGGAUUCAGACUGCGCAAGGACCUGUCCACAGAGCGGAUCUGGGAGGUGGUCCUUCCUACAGAGGUUCAGAAGAUAGUAGCUGUUAAAGGGAAGAGACCCAACGAGCAUGUCCACUCUCAGGGCAGAGUGAUGGGAGACCGCAGCGUUCUCUACAAGUACCUGAACCCUAACCUGCUGGCAGUGGUGACGGAGAGUACAGACGCACACCCUGAGCGGGCCUUCGUGGGCGUGUUCCUGGUCGACGGUGUGACUGGACGGAUCAUCCAUGAAGCCGUCCAGAGGAAGGCCAGGGGGCCCGUGCACUUUGUCCACUCUGAGAACUGGGUGGUGUAUGAGUACUGGAACACCAAGUCCAGGCGUAAUGAGUUCAGUGUGCUGGAGCUGUUUGAAGGGACAGAGCUGUAUAACAGCACAGUGUUCAGCAGUCUGGACAGACCCCAUCUGCCCCAGGUCCUACAGCAGACCUACAUCUUCCCCUCUCCCAUCACCACUAUGGAGGCUACGCUCACUGAGAAGGGCAUCACCUCUAGACAUCUCCUGGUGGGGUUACCAUCAGGAGCCAUCUUGUCUCUCCCCAAGAUGUUCCUGGAUCCACGGAGACCAGAGGUCGUCACUGAACACAGCCGUGAGGAGAACCUUAUACCCUACGCCCCAGAGAUGCCCAUCCGCACAGAGUGGUUCAUCAACUACAAUCAGACCGUAGCGAGAGUGAAAGGAAUCUACACUGCCCCCUCUGGCCUGGAGUCCACGUGUCUGGUGGUUGCGUACGGUCUUGACAUCUACCAAACCAGGGUGUACCCCUCCAAGCAGUUCGACGUGCUGAAAGAUGACUACGACUACGUCCUGAUCAGCAGUGUUCUGUUCGCGCUGUUCUUCGCCACCAUGAUCAGUAAACGUCUGGCACAGGUCAAACUGCUCAACCGGGCCUGGCGGUAACCUUUCAACUCUGACCUCUCCGUUGCUGCAUGGAUGACCCCGGGACAAUGGACGAGCUGAAGCCGUUUUGGUGGGGGGGGGGGGGGGGGGGUGGUAAGUCUUUCUUUUUCAAGAAAGAGAUUAAUUUCGGGUUGCCAGAUUUCUCUCAUUUUUUUGUUUGUUUAAUUUAUUUGGUAAGACUUUGCAUUGAGGUAGAAUUUAAGGGGAGUUACGUUGCCUUCAGAACGUAGUCCUACCCCUUGACUUAUUCCACAUUGUUUUACAGCAUGAAUUCAAAAUGGAUUAGAUUAUUUUAUUUUUUUUCCCCUCACCCAGCUACACACAAUAACCCAUAAAGAAAGUGAAAACAACAUGUUUUUAGAAAUAUUUGUACAUUUUAUUGAAAAUGAAAUACAGAUCUAAUUUACGUAAGUAUUCACACCCCUGAGUCAAUACUUUGUAGAAACACCUUUGGUGGAGAUUACAGCUUUGCGUCGUCUUGGGUAUGUCGGUAUCAAGCUUUGAGUCAUCUGGAAUUGAGGAUUUUCUUCCCAUUCUUCCUUACAGAUUUUUUUUUCAAGCUCUGUUAAGUUAGAUGGGGAGCAAUGGUGAACAGCAAUCUUCAAGGUUUUCUCCAGGCGAGCUGUGCCUGGUUUGGUUUUCUCCAGGCGAGCUGUGCCUGGUUUGGUUUUCUCCAGGCGAGCUGUGCCUGGUUUUCUCCAGGCGUAACAGUUUGUAUUCAGGCCAAAUAGUUAGAUUUUCAUCUCAUCAGACCACAAUCUUUUUAGAUAUGCUCUUUCAAAUGCUUUUUUUUGCCAGCGUCAGGCAUGCUGUCAUGUGGCUUUUUCUCAGGAGUGGCUUCCAUCUGGCCACUCUCCCAUAAAGCCCAGAUUAGUGAAGUGCCUGUAGAGACUGUUGUCCUUCUGGCAGGUUCUCCCAUCUCAGCCAAGGAACUCUGUAGUUCUGUCAGAGUGGUCAUUGGUCACCUCCCUGAACAAGGUAAUUCUUGCCCGGUUGUUCAGUUUGGUCGGAUAGCCAUCUCUAGGCAGAGUCUGGGUAGAUCCAUAUUUUUCAAUUUCCCAAUGAUGAAGACCUCCGUACUCUUGGAAACUUUCAACACUCUAGAAAUGGUUGUGUAACCUUCCCCCGGAUAUGACUCAACCCAAUUCUAUCUCGGUGAUCUACAGACAGUUCCUUGGGCUUCAUGGUAUAUUUUCUGGUAUACUUUCUGACAUCUGCUGUCAACUGUGGGACCAUAUGUAGACGGGUGUGUUUCUUUCUCAAUCCUGUCAAAACAAUUGAGUUGGCCGCUCACAGGUGGACUCCAAUCAUGUCUCGAGGAGGAUCAAAGGAAAUUGGAUGCACCUGAGCUCAAUUUGGAGCGUCAUAGCAAAGGGGUGUGACUACUUAUGUAAAUGAGACAUGUCUGUAUUUUAAGUUUCAAUAAAUUUGCAUAAAAUUCGUAACAUGUUUUUACUGUUGUGUGUGUGUUCAGGCUGUAACACAACAAAUUGUAGAAUAGGUCAAGUGGUAUGAAUACUUACAGAAGGCACUGUAUGUCAUUGCUAUGAACAAAUUAAUAAACUGUUUAAAACCCUUUAUAGCCUCCCUUUUUAAGGUAGCAAUGUAAAGUGCUUUUCAUGAUCUCACUUCAUGCAAUGAAAUGUUUUGUUUUUUUACCACAACGAAAGAGCAGUUGAGUGGGUACUCGGUGCAUUUCAAAGCAGAUGUUGGUAUACUGAAAGAUGACUAAAACAUAUAUUUUUUUAAAAGAUUAGGCCUAAUCUAAGAUUACUAAAUGUGGUACAGAUUUCGAUAACUUUUAGUUUAUUUCGUUAACUUCUUUUUUUUAAAAUAUUUUUUAAUGUGUGCUAAAGGGGUAUGUUCACCAUGUUUGUGCCACAGAUACUUGAAGACCAUCCCUAUGACAGAUAGUGAAUUGGGGUGUGUGUGUGUGUGUACUGAGGAGGUUCUGCUUUUUGGGGUCGUCUGCCUCUGAGGCUCGCAGUGUUUGUCUUUUUAAGUCUUUCUUUGAUACACUGGAAGUUUUGGGAUUUAUCUUUGACCUAAUAUCCCCCCCCCCCCCCAGGGAUUUUGUGUAAAUUAUAGUUUGUAAGAUAUUUAUGUAUAGUUGUCUUAAACAUGAAUUAGCAUGGUGCUCUAGAGUAUACAUUUUUUUUCUCCCCCUUUUGGGGUGAAUGGAAAACUCAUGCUCAUGCAACACUUUCACAAAAACGCCCAAUGCCCUCAAUAAAAUGAUGACUAUU
Molecule: messenger RNA, 5337 nt
Organism: Oncorhynchus mykiss (rainbow trout)
Lineage: Eukaryota; Metazoa; Chordata; Actinopteri; Salmoniformes; Salmonidae
Source: RefSeq, a predicted model, not a curated record